AUGCCACGCACGAAGGAGGGCUACAUGUGGACUCCGACCAGCACGACUGAGGGCCUGAUCACCGAUGCCGUGCAGAAGAGCACUCCGGCAUCAGGGAUUAAGGCGCAAUACGACGUUAUCGUCAUCGGUGCCGGGUUUGCGGGCCUCAUAGCCGCCCGCGACCUCUCCCAGAAGCACAACUUGAACGUGCUUCUCAUCGAAGCCCGAGAUCGUAUUGGCGGCCGUACCUGGACAGCCAAGGUACUUGACGAGGAGAUCGAGAUGGGAGGACUUGGGUGCAUUGGGAGCAGCCUCAUCUUUAUGCGGAGCUUCGUCGGGAUGAUUACGCCGGAAAGACAGGCUUUCAAGCCCGGCUCUGGGAGAACCGCAGAGCUGUCAAUACCAGGAUCUGGUGAUGUGUUGGGAAAGGUUGCACAAAAGGUCUUUUCCAUCGAUGGGAUGGAUAAGCUACCUCAGUGGGGCAAGGAGCUGCUCGAGUCUAAUGUCAAUACAUUCGGCAGUGCGCCGGGGCAGCACAUCGGGUUUGUGGAGGCCCUGCGCUGGUAUGCGCUUGGCGGCCAUAGCAUGGGUGCAAUCUUUGAAAAGGCUGGCGUCUAUAAACUUGCAAAUGGAGACGAAUACAGAGGGGAAAGGCUCUUCAAUACUGCCGUGUCUGAGAUCGAUAAUCUACGGAACAGUGCCCAGAUUACAACGAGGAGCGGACAGAUAUUCACUGCAAAAGCUAUUAUAACAACCGUUCCAUUGAACUGCCUUGCCGAUAUUAGAUUCAACCCCCCCGUCUCUACCCUCCGACAAGCUGCAAUAGCACAAGGUCAUAUUAACAAAGGCGCAAAGAUUCACUUCAAACUCUGCGAGACCCUACCAGGCUGGUUCUGGACGAGCAGUGACUCCGCCCACUCGAGCUUCGUCUUCGCCUUCUCGGACCAUAAUGGAACUCAGCCGACGGGCCCGUCAGGCACAUGGUGCAUCGGAUUCGGGUUCAACGGCAAGCUGAAUGACAAGAAGGAUGCAAAGCACAUUAUCAGCGAGUUCAAGAAAAAUGUUAAUUCGGGUGUUUCCGUUGAGGCAUACGCGACCCACGACUGGAUGAACUACCCCUUUGUCAAAGAUACUGAGAGGAGAUGGGCAUGUGGCUAA
Messenger RNA from Aspergillus nidulans FGSC A4, 1137 nucleotides. Its product is annotated as flavin monoamine oxidase family protein. NCBI's taxonomy places the organism in Eukaryota, Fungi, Ascomycota, Eurotiomycetes, Eurotiales, Aspergillaceae. The transcript has 6 exons. The record is from RefSeq and is a predicted model, not a curated record. The coding region runs from base 1 to 1137 and encodes 378 amino acids. Gene Ontology annotation, molecular function: monoamine oxidase activity; oxidoreductase activity.